GAAAGAGCUCUUCUAAAAUAAAAUAUGGCGCAGCUAGUAAAAAAAAUUGUAACGUCAAAAAUCUUACUCAACAAAGGAAAAUAUUGUUUAUAUAAGUGUGACGGGCGAUUUCUCGGUGACAGUUGGGUAGCUGGAAGUUGUAUUGAUCCAUCUUUGGGCCUAAAUGAUGACCAGAAGAAUAUACAGUCAUUAGCUAUAGACUUUGCAAGAAAUGAACUUCAACCUAACAUGAAGAAAUGGGAUGAGGAGGAAUUCUUCCCAGUUGAAGCAAUGAGGAAGGCCGCCAGUCUUGGGUUUGGUGCGGUGUACUGUAGUGAGAAGUUUGGGGGAUCAGGCAUGAGCAGGCUUGAUACCUCCAUCAUAUUUGAGGCCCUAGCACAGGGCUGCACCAGUACAACAGCUUAUAUAAGUAUACACAACAUGUGUGCCUGGAUGAUAGAUGAGUUUGGUAAUGAGGCUCAGAGGGGUCGCUGGAUACCACAGCUGGCCUCCAUGGAGAAGUUUGCAUCCUAUUGCCUUACAGAGCCCAAUAAUGGCAGUGAUGCAGCCAACCUGACUCUGUCUGCUAAACGUGACGGAGAUCACUACAUCCUGAAUGGAUCUAAGACAUUUAUAAGUGGAGGAGGUGAGUCAGACAUCUACGUCCUGAUGUGCCGGACUGGGGAGAAGGGACCUAAAGGGAUCUCGUGCAUUGUGAUAGAGAAGGGAACUCCGGGGCUGGACUUUGGCAAGAAGGAGAAAAAGGUUGGUUGGAACUCCCAGCCUACCCGUGCUGUGAUACUGGAGGACUGUCGUGUUCCCGUCUCUCAUUUGAUUGGGCAGCCAGGAGAUGGCUUCAAGAUUGCCAUGAAGGGCCUCAAUGGUGGACGCACAAAUAUUGCAUCAUGUUCUUUGGGGGCAGCUCAAGCUUGUUUGGAGAUCUCCAGGGACUAUCUCAAAAUAAGAAAACAGUUUAACCAGCCCCUUGAAAACUUUCAGUAUCUACAGUUUCUGCUUGCUGAGAUGGCCACCAAAGUGACAGCUUCCCGUUUGAUGGUGCGCCAGGCUGCGCAGGCUCUUGAUGAGGACUGGCCUGAGAAGGUGGCUCUAUGCUCCAUGGCCAAGUACUUUGCUACAGAGGAAUGCUUCAAUGUGUGUAACCAUGCUGUACAGAUCCAUGGUGGCUAUGGGUACCUCAAGGACUACCCAGUCCAACAACACAUGAGAGACUGCAGAGUACAUCAGAUACUCGAAGGAACCAAUGAAAUAAUGCGACUUCUGGUAUCCCGUGAUAUCCUCUUGGAAGGCCAAAGAAAAUAUUCCUAGCAUGUGCAGAAAACUGUUCAAUUUUAAAGCUUUUUAAAACUACCUGGUGUCUAUCAUGUCUUUUAAGUUUGUUGGUUCUUUGGAUUUUGUGAUAAAAUUGCAACAAUACUCCUGUUGUAGAAAUAUUUUCUGCUGAGUAUACAUGUAUGCACCAUACUUUGCAUGGUGGACACAUGCUGUUUAUAGAAUGGAAAUAAUUUUCCAUGAUGCUACAUGACAAAUGUCAAACAAGUGUAUAUAGACUUCAUGAAUGUGAUAUUUAUUGUUUUUGGUAAUUAUUUAUUGUAAUUCACAAUAAAUAGACAAAACUAGUAUUUCACACUUGGGGCAGCCUGUUGCGUAUUUUUCUAUUUUCUAUGAUCCAGCAAUGGAGUUGAAAAAAAAAGUCUAUUAAAACCACAGCAUUUUUCAUCUAAUUUAUGACCUUAUGCUGUUUGUAUUUAAAGGUUAAACCAGAGAAUUCUGCAGCAAGGAUGAUUUCAUGAUGUCUUAAUGGCGUCCUUUCAAAGUGAAACAUUGAAAACUUUGGAUAAUUUGUCACUGUUAUUUAGUAUUGUCUGAAACAGUGAAAUAUUUAUUUUAAAUCAAAAAUUGUUCAAUAUAAACCACAGGAAAGCAUGUGAAAAAAAAACUAUGAUACUAUUAAUUUUUUCUUAACUUAAGACUUCUAAAUCUCCAGUACAUAGUUGUUAAAAAAAUGUUGACAUGAGUAGAUGAUACCAUGACAUGAUUGCUUAAUACUUUCAUAUAGAAAACUCAUGUGUUGUAAUUUUAAAAUUGUGUUUUUUCCAAUGUAAAUCAAGUAACUAAUAUGUAUGCAAAAAGAAAGCCACAGAGGGAAAAAGAAUUGAAGUAAUUGGUAUUUCUCAGGUAUAAAGUAUUGCAGUAUAUUUCACAGUGUUGUUUAACAAUGAAAAGCAUAUGUGUUGCUUCUCAAUGUUUGUCUCUAAACAAUAAAUACGUUUUGUGAUUUGUUUAUAAAUUAUAUAAUUACCAAUGUUAGGUAACAUAGUGAUCUGAGCUAUGCAUUAAGUGCUGAUAAACAGUUUGCUUUGUCAUUGUGCAUCGUUAAGAAAACAAUUAUGGUUUGCAAUAUAUACUUUUAGUCUCUGAUGUGUUGUCUUACAAAGGUGAAAAUGAUAUAAGUUAUGACAUUUUGUCAAUAUUGAUAAAUUAUUGAAAAAACAGUAUGAAUUAAAUUUACAUAAAAUACAAAACAAGUG
This is a messenger RNA of Dreissena polymorpha, 2528 nucleotides long. Its product is annotated as isobutyryl-CoA dehydrogenase, mitochondrial-like. The coding region runs from base 25 to 1305 and encodes 426 amino acids. The transcript has 11 exons. Gene Ontology annotation, biological process: lipid metabolic process. Lineage: Eukaryota; Metazoa; Mollusca; Bivalvia; Myida; Dreissenidae. Gene Ontology annotation, molecular function: flavin adenine dinucleotide binding; acyl-CoA dehydrogenase activity. The record is from RefSeq and is a predicted model, not a curated record.